AUGAACACCUCGGAUAUUCUUUGCGAUUCCGAAUUUGCAAAUUCGUCCAACUUUUCUUGUGUGAACCGAACCGUUCCAUCUUACAGCAUCAUUGACAUCGCGUCUUUCAUGCACGUCUUCCCCACUAUCUACGGCAUUUUGUGUUCAGUUGGAGUUCUGGCCAACGGUUUGGUGAUCUAUGCCGUGGCAUCAUGCAAGAAGAAGAUGGUCUCUGAUAUUUACGUGCUGAAUCUGGCCAUCGCAGACCUGCUUUUUCUGUUGGUGAUGCCGUUCAACAUCCAUCAACUGGUCCGGGACAGACAGUGGGUCUUUGGGCACUUCAUGUGUAAAGCUGUGGUGGUGGUGGACGUCAGUAACCAGUUUACCACAGUGGGCAUUGUGACAGUGCUCUGCAUUGACAGGUACGUCGCAAUUGUACAUCCUACAUCUGAAAAGAGGACCAUUCAGUGGACCAUCAUCAUUAACAUUUUGGUGUGGGUGGGCAGCUUCCUUCUGAGCAUCCCGGUCAUGAUAUACGCUAAAGUCAUCUCCAAAAAGAACAUGGACAUGUGUAUGAUUUACCUGGAUGGGCCUCAGGAUAUGUACUGGUACACACUCUACCAGUCCAUGCUGGGUUUCAUCGUCCCCCUCAUUAUAAUAAGCACAUUUUACACUCUCACUCUGUACCACGUGUUCCGCUCCAUCCGUCGGGUCAAACGCAAGCAGUCAGUGUGGGCCAAACGGGCCACUAAGACAGUUGUGAUGGUGAUCGCCCUGUUCUUGGUCUGCUGGUCUCCGUAUCAUGUCAUCCAGGUGAUUAACCUCAGCAUCCAGCAGCCCACCAGUGCCUUUGUGUACGCAUACAACAUCAGCAUCUGCCUAAGCUACUCUCACAGCUGCAUCAACCCCCUAAUGCUGCUGGUGUUCGCCCAAAACUAUCGUGAUCGCCUCUGCCAUCGCAAAGAGCUACGCUCCCAGAUCAGCUCAUCCAAGACCACCGUCAAAACCGACGGAGGGUCGAGCAUGAGCCCGGACACCAGCCACCGCUGUACCGUCAUCUAGCACCCGUCGAGCCUCUGGACAUACUAACUGAGGAAAAUGAAGAGAAAAGUUGAGGCCUGCACUGCAACACUUGCUGUACGAGUGCCAAUUGCACAGUAGCUUGUUUCUCAAAGGGGAAAACUGUGAAAUGAAACGCCACAGUGAACUUUCAGGAGGCAUGAAGGAGUGAAUCAGCACUAAACUGUGUUUGUGCUUUGUGUCACACUCUGGAAAAUGUAUUAUAAUAUCCUGUUACUGUUUUCAAUGUUAAUUUAUCUGUUAUUCGUUGUAUACUGUUACGGAGUGUCUAUUUACACUAAGUGCAAAUAGCCCGAGUUGUUGACAGAGGCUAUAUACACUAACUCUGCCCACCAACGUGUGAUUGGGAUAGUCAACUAUGCAAAAGACGGCUAGCAAACAACAGCUCCAGUGGCGUAGAUGGAGAAAUGUGUAUCGUAGUCUGUUUGACGUGAAUGACACGUGUUCGUAUCAGCCUUUUGCCAACCUCUUUCUUUUCCUUUUCAAUUUUCGUAUCAUAUCCAAAAGGCAUUUAUUUUCAAUAAAAAGGAAGGAAAUAAUCGAAAAGUUGAAAAUAAAGUAUCGAAUAGGGGUAGGGUAGGGCUUUAUUGUCCCAAUAAGGCGGAAUCCAUUUAAUCAUUCGAAUUAAAAUGAUAAUUUACACUUAAUAUGUUAUUAUCGCAUACCGUUUUAUAUUGUACAAUACUGAGGUGCGUAUAUUUGCUAUUGUCAAUAAAUAGUAUAAAUAGCAGAAAAUUCUGCGAUUUCUACAUAGUGUAAAUAUAAUUUAGUGCUAUUUGCACAGUGUAAAUAGCAUAUCGUUAAGAAAAUAUGCUAUUUUCAGUUAGUGUAAAUAGCAUCUAAUUGCUAUUUACACAGUGUAAAUAGAGUCCAUCACAAUUUUCACUUUGUGUAAAUAUCUAUUCCUAUUUGCACUUAUCGCUGUUUACACUUAGUGCAAAUAGCCGCUGCCAUACCGUCAAUGUACAGUAUCGGUUGUUUUGAAUGGUUCAUCCAAAAACCAAAUUUCUGUCAUCAUUUACAAACUGUCGUGUUAUUCUGUAUAAUUUAUUUUUAUUUAUUUUUUUUUUUGCCAUAAAACAGGUUGAAAUUGUUGUUGUUGUUUUUGUUUUGUUUUUUCAGGCAAUUACGGUGAACAAAGAUUUAAGCUUUCAAGCUUCAUGAAGACAAAAAAAUAUCAGUAUGUAAAAAGUAAAAGUGCAGCUUCUGUUGGGUAUUUCAAGCCUUGAAGUCAAACAAUAUAUAUAUUGUUCAUCCUUUGUGUGAGGAACAAACUAUAAUUCAGAUGUGCGUCACUUCCAGUGAACUGUUUUCCGCUAUAAGCAGAUCAUUUAAUCGGUGAACUGGAUUAGUUCAGUUUGUAAAUGAAUUUUUCAGAUUGAUUUAGUGAAUGAGUCAUUGAAACGAAUCAAAAUUAUCCAUGCACAAGAUUUGUUUUGCUAUCGUAUAACUUAAGCGCAUGAGUCAUACUGUACGUACCAUUUUGGGAUACCAUUAUGGUGCUUUUUUGAAGCAUUAAAGCUUUAGUGCUUGUUCAUUGAAAAUACAUGGCUGAGAAAUCAGUACAUUCUGCAAAAAAAAGUGUGCCUUUUGUGUUCCACAUGAGAAAGAAUUUCAAACAGGUUCAAAAUGACAUGAGAGUGAGUAAAUGAUGACAGCAUUUCCAUUGCUUAUUCUCUUUAAGGACAGUUUUUUGUAAUACAGUACUGGUGGCUUUUGUUUACAUUCUUAGGGAAUGAUAGACCAGAUCAGAAUUGUCUUUUAUGCAGAUGUCAAAAAAAAAAAAAAAUGUCUUUGUAAUAUGAAAUAAAAUGAUUGUUUUUGUGGGUAUGUAUUGUGUUGAAGAAAUUCACCAAUGAGUAAAAUGAGCAAAUAUGCUGAAAAAAAGACAGGCCUAACUGAUCGUAAAUUUGACAUUCCAUGGUAUUUUAAAUUUUACUCUCACAAAUGUGCAAAUAUUGGCUGAAUAUUCAAGUAUUUUACUAAAUAUAUUACAUUUAAACGUAUUGGUUUUAAAUGUCUCCAGAUGUUACUGGAUCCUUUGACAACAUAUGCUGUCAUGCAUGUCUGUUUAAUCUUGACUUAGGACAUUGUACAAGAUAUAAUAUCCGUGACUGUAUGCUUCUGAGCAUUUUAUUACAUGAAUUCACAAAGAUAUCCAGUGUGAAAUUCCCCGUGUUGUUCUGUUUUCCCAUUUUUUCUAAGAAGCCCCUGCGGCCCGUGUGAGAACAGUCAUGUUCACUGUUAACGUGUGACACUUAAAGUAUGUGUGACUAGUCACAUUUCAGUCUUACCACCCUCAAUCAACACACUAUGAUGCCUGGCAAAUAAACAAAGAAUUGCAUAUUAUAUCUUAUACAUUCUGGCACGCACUGACAAAUACUUUUCAGUAGGGAAGGUAAAGAGAAAAGGCGGAUGACAAUUUUUAGGUUAUUCAGGGAGAAGAACUGUAUAAUUCAUGGUCACCGAUUUAACAUAUACCUCCUGUUUCUUGUCUGUCCAUACUAUCCUGAAGGCUUUUGUUUUUAUGUGCUAUAAAUUUACAAAAUAAACUCUA
Molecule: messenger RNA, 3616 nt
Organism: Onychostoma macrolepis
Lineage: Eukaryota; Metazoa; Chordata; Actinopteri; Cypriniformes; Cyprinidae
Gene: mchr2b
Product: melanin concentrating hormone receptor 2b
Exons: 2
Coding region: 1-1041 (346 amino acids)
Biological process (GO): neuropeptide signaling pathway
Cellular component (GO): membrane; neuron projection
Molecular function (GO): neuropeptide binding; G protein-coupled receptor activity
Source: RefSeq, a predicted model, not a curated record